AUUAGACAACCGACCAAGGAAGAUCUGGCGACAGAGAGAAACAUUCUAGGCAUUGUAUCGGUGCUGUAGUGUUUAUCCCCAGCUGGUAAUAUUUUUAGCUAUCUCAUUCCCCUUCAAAAGUCGAGAUGAGUGACGAUCAAGAAUUGGCAGCAAUUCGCAAUAAAAGGAUGCAAGAGCUGCAAGGAAUGCAGGGGCAACAGGAACAGCAGCGUGAGCGAAUGCAACAACAGCAUCAGGCUAUUAAUGGACUUUUGAAUCAAGUUUUGGAUCAGCAAGCGAGAGCAAGAUUAAACACCAUCAUGGUAGCCAAGCCAGAAAAGGGUAAGCAAGUGGAAUCAAUAAUUGUACAAAUGGCCACUACAGGACAGAUUGGAGGCAAGCUAUCAGAACAUGAUCUCAUUGGCUUGAUUGAGAAGGUUAAUGCACAAACACAGAAAACUACAACAGUAAAGUUUGACCGACGGAGAGCAGCUUUGGAUGACGACGAUGAUGAUUGGUAAAUUAGAAACUGCAAUCUUAAUGCAGAAACAUGCUCAUGCUAAAAGUUAUAUUGUCAUUUAAUAAAGGUAUUAGACUGAAAAGUUAUAACUUUGACAUACAUAUUCAGUACAGCAGGCUUAUUCUUGAUAAUGCUAAGUGUUUUCCUCUUGCUUUCUGUUUGCUUUAGAAUGUUUUGGCUUAAGGAACUACAUAUACAAUACUUUUGAAGAUGUUUAGAAAGUUCUUGUCCUGAAACUUUGAAUUUUUUUUUUUUAAGAUAUUUCAGACAUUUUCAUCAUUCAUCCUGAUAAGAACAAGAGAUUAGCUGAAGUUGCAUGAGAAUUUUAAAUGUACACAAAACUUGUCAAUUUAUACCCUAUAAAUGGUUUAACUAAAAUUUUGACCUAAUUGAAUUUUUAAAACCUUUUGAGAACCCUUAUACAAUAUUAUAUAAAGUAUAAUACUAAAGCUUACAA
This is a messenger RNA of Macrobrachium nipponense, 956 nucleotides long. RefSeq names its product programmed cell death protein 5-like (gene PDCD-5). The coding region runs from base 126 to 500 and encodes 124 amino acids. Gene Ontology annotation, cellular component: cytosol; nucleus. The record is from RefSeq and is a predicted model, not a curated record. The transcript is spliced from 4 exons. NCBI's taxonomy places the organism in Eukaryota, Metazoa, Arthropoda, Malacostraca, Decapoda, Palaemonidae. Gene Ontology annotation, molecular function: DNA binding.